Messenger RNA from Pochonia chlamydosporia 170, 423 nucleotides. Its product is annotated as cyanate lyase. The transcript has 3 exons. Lineage: Eukaryota; Fungi; Ascomycota; Sordariomycetes; Hypocreales; Clavicipitaceae. The coding region runs from base 1 to 423 and encodes 140 amino acids. Gene Ontology annotation, molecular function: DNA binding; cyanate hydratase activity. The record is from RefSeq and is a predicted model, not a curated record.
AUGCCUGAACAGCAACGCCUUGCCUCCAUAGGUGCCAACGUCGACACUCGCCUCCCGCUUCAUUGUAGCCUCCUCUUCCAGGCGAAAACUUCCAAGAACCUCACCUUUGCCCAAAUCGCCGAACACCUUGGCCGCAGCGAGGUCGCCUGUGCUGCGCUGUUCUAUGGCCAAGCCCAAGCUUCCAACGGAGAUGUUGACAAACUAAGUGAGCUUCUGGGCGUAAAUCGGGACGAUCUCGCUGAGCAAAUGACCGCUUUUCCGAAUCGCGUUAUCCAGAACUACGGUUAUGCAUACAAGGCUGUUAUGAAUGAGAAGUUUGGAGAUGGCAUCAUGAGUGGCGUUUGCUUCAAGACAGAUGUCGACAAGGAGGUAGAUGAAAAUGGUGCAGCAUGGGCAGUUAUUACAAUGAAAGGCAAAUGGUGA